Messenger RNA from Sinocyclocheilus rhinocerous, 1026 nucleotides. RefSeq names its product gamma-crystallin M2-like. Gene Ontology annotation, biological process: visual perception; lens development in camera-type eye. NCBI's taxonomy places the organism in Eukaryota, Metazoa, Chordata, Actinopteri, Cypriniformes, Cyprinidae. The transcript has 4 exons. The record is from RefSeq and is a predicted model, not a curated record. The coding region runs from base 459 to 983 and encodes 174 amino acids. Gene Ontology annotation, molecular function: structural constituent of eye lens.
GCAACAAAAUAGCAAAAACUGUAUGUGGGCCUUUUACUGGGUCUUUAGCUUGUUGCUUUUACAAACAAAUAUCUAUGGUUUUUAGAGCAUGAAGCACAUCAAAGGUUGACAUUUGAAUAUCAGAGACAAUGUUCAAGUAACAUCCCCAAAACACAGCUGACUUAACUCUGAAAUGAUGAAUAGGACUUUUCUCUUUAAAUUAUCUUUUUCAUAUGUAAGAAUUUAUUGGAAAAUUCAGUUCAGUUGACAAUACUGUUGAGUAUGGAAUCUCAGUAACUGCUCCCUCUGUUGAACAACUUCUUUAAUGCAAAAGGGAUGUUCCAUAUUGUUCUGUGUGCAUUGUGCUGUGAAUGUGUGGGUGCCGUACCAGUUCUUUCCCUGGACCAUGUAAGAGAAAACACCAAACAUAGGCAGUAUAAAAAGCUUGGGAAGCAUAUGGAAUCUCUCCAACGGAGACCAUGGGCAAGAUUGUUUUUUACGAGGACAAACAUUUUCAAGGUCGUAGUUAUGAGUGCAGUAAUGACUGCACAGACCUGCACACUUACUUUAGUCGCUGCAACUCCAUCAGAGUAGAGAGUGGCUGUUUCAUGAUCUAUGAACGUCCAAAUUAUAUGGGCCACCAGUAUUUUAUGAAGCGAGGCGAGUAUUCUGACUACCAGAGAUGGAUGGGCUUCAGUAGCUGGAUUCGAUCCUGUCGCCUGAUUCCAAUGUACAGGGGACCAUACAGACUGAGGAUCUAUGAGAAGGCUGACUACGGAGGUCAUAUGAUAGAAUUCACAGAUGACUGCCCCUGUGUGUCUGAUCGUUUCCACCAUCGACAUGUGUACUCCUGUAAUGUGAUGAAUGGCUACUGGAUCUUCUAUGAAUAUCCCAACUACAGAGGGAGGCAGUACUUCCUGAAACCUGGGGAAUACAGGAGAUACCGAGACUGGUGUGCUACCUGUGCCAUUGUGGGCUCCUUCAGACGAGUCACUGAUUAUUAGCCAUUCUGCUUGCACUUAUUUAUAUGAACUGUUCAUUUCCUGU